AUGGAUCGCGUCUUUGAAAGGGAGCUGAGGGCGUUUUUAUGUUCUGUAACUUACCUCGAAAGACACUUUCCUCGGUUCGCAAGUGGAGUUGCCGCCGACUUGCUCAAGCAGAAGGCCGAGUUCGUUUGGAAUGAGGAACGGGAACAGGAAUUUCAGAGCAUCAAGAGGUCCGUGACUGGGCGUGUGUUGCUCGCAGCGCCGGCAGAUGUUGGAGAGUUCGUACUCACAUCCGACCUCAGUGAUGCAGCGACUGGUGCUAUGAUACGUUGGUAG
Molecule: messenger RNA, 273 nt
Organism: Gregarina niphandrodes
Lineage: Eukaryota; Apicomplexa; Conoidasida; Eugregarinorida; Gregarinidae
Exons: 1
Coding region: 1-273 (90 amino acids)
Source: RefSeq, a predicted model, not a curated record